Lactuca virosa is the source of this 723-nucleotide messenger RNA. The record is from the annotation of a GenBank genome assembly. NCBI's taxonomy places the organism in Eukaryota, Viridiplantae, Streptophyta, Magnoliopsida, Asterales, Asteraceae.
AUGUUCGUUAAAGAGAUUGAUUCUUCAAUAGAAGAGGUGGAAAGGGAAUACAAGCUAUUGAACUUAUUAGAAUUCAACAGUUCAAGAAAGAGGAUGUCAGUGAUAGUUCGUGAUGAAGUUGGUCAGAUUUUCCUAUUUUGUAAAGGCGCUGACAAGCUAGGUGAUGGUGGUAGGACAUACCAACAUGCUACAACCACGCACCUUGCAAACUAUGCAGAAGAUGGGUUGAGGACAAUGGCCUUUGCUUAUCGAAAGAUUAAAGAUUUGGAAUAUGAAGAAUGGAGCUCAACAUUUGCUAAAGCAAAGGCCACAAUCGGGCCUGAAAGAGAGGAGGUGCUAGAGAAUGUGUCUGAAAUCAUCGAGAAAGAUUUGAUGUUGUUAGGUGUUGUAGCUGUUGAUGACAAGUUACAAGAUUGGGUUGCAGAAUGCAUAGAUAAACUCGCACAGUUCCAACUGGUUCUGGGGUGCUUUCAGGCUAUGACAGAUGACAUAUUAAAUCAAAUCAAGGCUUCUUAUCAAGUGACAGUAAACGAAAAAACCAAGGAUGAUCCUUUUGCUCUUGUGGUGGAUGGGAAAGCCCUUGAAAUUGCUUUGGGGAAUGACAUAAGGGACCAUUUCUUGCAGUUGGCAGUUAAUUGUUCCUCUGUUAUAUGUUGUCGUGUCUCUCCUAAACAGAAAGCCUUUUCUUUUUUUGAUUUGGAAUCACAUAGGAUUUUCCGGUGA